AUGUCGCUCUACGAUUCUGUUCGGGCAUCCGUGGACAAGUCUGGCGAAUUUGAACAGGUUUCUGUCAAUCAGCGUGCAUUGAUCGAUAAGAUUCUUGCCCGAUAUGCCUCUGCAGGAGCAGUUUAUCGAGAACUACUGCAGAACUCAAACGAUGCCAAUGCCACAGAAGCUGAGGUUCACUUCACGACUAGUCCUGAAAAGAAUAUUGUGACACAAGUUGAAUACAAAAACAAUGGGUUGCCAUUUCGACCUCAGGAUUGGGCUCGGCUGAAGAAAAUUGCAGAAGGAAAUCCUGACGAGAGUAAGAUUGGAGCUUUUGGUGUUGGUGCGUAUACGAUGUUUUCCAUUUGUGAAGAACCCAUGGUUCUGAGUGGGAAUCAAGCUCUAGCAUUUGUGUGGAAAGGCGAUGCUCUGUGGACAAAGACAGUCGACACUGACAAGCAGAAAGAGAACAAAUGGACUACAUUCGUACUGCCUUCCCGAGAUCCAUAUCCUCUUCCAUCAUUGGUUGAAUUUGGAGAAUUUCUGUGUGCAUCCCUGACUUUCACAAAAAACCUGUCAGAACUUCGAGUGUUUGUCAACGGGAAGAAAAGAUUGACCAUCGUUAAGACCCAAAUACAGGAACCGACACCAGUACAAAUUCAGAAGAGUUCCAGUUGGUGGAAAACAGACGGAGCACUCACAGAAAGCCCUCAAGGUCUAUUCAGCCUCCAAAACGAGAACUCUCUACUAGAGUCCUUUUAUCACAUCCAAGUUACUCUAGAUGGCGAGACAGCUGCAGUGACUGCAAGAUACUUGUCUGCAACAGCAAAGACCAAGGUCCCAUCCAGCAUGGUGAAACGCAUGGAACGAGUUAUGAAGAAGAAGCCGCCCGCGAAAGUGGAAGUUCAGAUAUUUCUCAGUGGCCAAGAGCAAUUCGACGGCACAAGUAGAAAAGGCGAGGCAUACAAAAUAUUGCAGUCCUUUUCGCCUCGGGUGGGGGAAGGAAGGAUUUUCAUCGGCUUUCGCACUUCGCAAACGACAGGUCUUGCCGCGCACCUUGCUGCUCCCUUUGUACCCACCGUUGAGAGAGAAGCCAUGGAUCUGCAAGACCAGACUUUGCGAGUCUUCAAUCUAGAGCUCUUGGAGUUCUCGGGUAUUCUAAUGCGUCUGACUCUGGAACAUGGAAUGGGUGCUUUAGGAGCGCAAUAUGAAAAGGGAAUUGAUGAACGUGCGAAAUUGGACGAAGAGCUAAUGAAACAGGACGAGGAGGUAUCAACAACGGAGGAAGAGGAGACUAAUGGAAAAGCGUCAACAGACGAAGUAGAGGAUGAUGAUGCUUCAAAGGCAUCAUCAUCGAGUUCUAUGUGGGGAUUUGCAAAGUAUAUGGCGAAGGGAGUUAAGAAAACUAUCGUAAAAGUCAAGAGCAAAGUGGAAGAAAUAGUGGAUGACGGAGGCGAACUUAUGAAUCCCCGUGACCCACGCCCGCUUUGUCACGAAGAGACACAAGCCAUCAUUCUCAUGCAAUCAUUUUGUCCACGGCAGUCAACACCUGACCCCUUGGUCGGUACAGCUCUCGCUCAGGGGUUCUCGAGGUGCUUUGCGGACAGGGCGCCACCCGUUUUGUCAAGGUCUGGUGUUGUUCCUGGUGACCAAGCGCGGUUGCCAAAUAAGGGAAUGGAAGCUUUCUGUACCCAGGGCGUCAUCCGAUCUAUUGUUUAUCAGAAUGCGGAGGAGUACCAUAAUGUGAUUGCUCAAUGUCGCGUCCUUGAUAUCAAUGACUUGGCAGCGGCUCUUUCAGAGACUGUCCUCGAAGAGAAGCAAUUAAUUCGAUUGAUGAACUGGUGGGUCAGAUACACCAAAAUCAAUACGUACAUUUCCAGCUACCAAGGUGUGGACAUCAAAGAAAGAAUUCGUUUCAUCCUUGAAAAAAGUGAAGGCAACGAACCGAUGAAUGUUCUCGAGCUAAAGAACUAUAUCUUUUACUUGGACAAAGAGAAGAUUCGAACUGGUAGUGGAUAUAGCAUUGAAGAUCUUCCAAUACCAGAUUCGAUUCUACCAAAGACAAUUCGAGACUCAGUCACACUUAGAACGCUCAACGAUCAUAGUCUUCGAGUAUGGUUCUCGCCUUUACCUGUAGAGAUCUGGAUCGAUUUCAUUGCAGGACACCCGGGUAUCAACUCAGGCCAGCCUGAAGAUGAGCAGCUGUGCUUACGUGUGCUAUCAACAUUGUCACAAGAAUACACCAGGCGCUCCCUGUCGGAGCAAAGAUCUUUUGGGAGCUACUGUCAGAGCGUAUUGAGAGAAAAGCGAUGCAUUCCUUUCGACUCCUCUAUUCCAACAUCUUUUUCGGCAGAUUUUCCUUCCAACUUGUACCUUUACUCAGCGGAACUUAAGGCGUUUGAUGGGGUGGGCAAUUUUCACAAGGUAUCGCAGCAUCUCAAACAAAUGGGAAUCACGGACGACUUUCUUGUGUCGCUUGGGGUUCGAAAGAGUGUUGCAAUCGACUUCUUGUUUGCUCAUUUGGAUACCUUGCAAUGGUCUAGCGAUCCAAAACCACUCAUCGAGUACUUGCGGUCGGCUAGCUUGACGAAACAAGACUUUACUAAACUGAGAUCAACCCAAUACCUUCCUGCAGAGAACGAUGAGAGCAGAAUGUUUGGACCUUCGGAGCUGUAUCUUCCAAACCGAGAACUCCGGAUCUUUCCUUUCGUCAAACUGCUCCAGUGGCCAUCAGAAGAUGAUAUCACCGAGCGCUCGCUCAAUGGAAGGUUUCUGACUUCUCUUGGCGUCAACGUUCUACCACCUCUACUAGAGGUUCUGUUGUUCAUGGCCAAGGAAUCUACUGAUGAAGUCAUCCGACUCAAGUGUCUAGACUUUGUGGCAAAACGAUUGGGAUCUGGCGGUGAUUAUACAGGUGACUGGAACCGCUUGAGCAGAUCCGAUAAGCAGAAGCUAAAGUUCCUACCAGGUGUUGCAAUCUCGCCAAUUACUGGUAAAGAGAGAAGGACACUUUUCUCAACCUUGACUUGCUGCUACCUUGGAAAGUGUGCAGUCAUGGGAAUACCUGUUUUGGAUCCAAAUCUCGGCGAAAAAGCAAAAUUGUAUGGGACUCUCUUCCAAUGUGUUGCAGAGCCUGCUCCUGGUGCACUCCUCCAAAAACUCAAAAUGUUGGUGUCAGAAGCCAAGAAAUUGCUGGUGCAGUCUGACGGAAAAGAGUUUCAAGAAGUUUCCGAACAGGUCAUCGUUUCAUUUUCCAAGGUUUUUGACUAUCUUUCAGGGCGAACUUCUGAUUUGAGCGCAUCGAUGCUGGGAGGGCUUGCGAACGAAGACUUCAUUCCGUGUAUUGUAGAUGCAAGAGUUCAGUGGUUUAAACCAAAUGAAGUAUUUUUCAAGGGCGAAGAUGGCGAAGAGAGCGUUACCUCGUCUCUGUUCCAGGUUGUAGACUUCAGUCCUUUCCUGGCUGCCGCCGGAGUGAAGCAAGAAGCUGCAACGAAAGAUAUAUUCCGGCUCAUGAUCGAGUCUCCAGAGACAGUGUUCGCAGCAGCAAAGAGCGAGGCCAAAUACAAGCAAUUUCUUCGCCGUGUCGCAGCUCAUAAACCGUUCAAACGUGUCACACCGGAGAUUCGAGACUCCCCUUUCCUCCUGGCGUACUCCAUGUCAAAAGAAGAGUCGAAAGAAAAGACUACGUUUGAGUUGGCGAAAGCCCAAGAUGUCUACAUCAUUGACAAUUCUUUUUUUGCUCGCAUGUUUCCUGUAAAACGAGCUCCGCACGAAUCUGACUUGGAAGAUUUCUAUUCACUGAUAGGAUCAAGAUAUAUCUCCAAAGAGGUGAAGAAGAAGUACCAUGUUGUUGGUGAAGCGCAAUUCAAUAGCCCUUUGACACAGGAACUGGUCGCGAGAAUUCAAGAAAGAGGACCCUUGCUUGUCAGUCCGAGUGUGACUUCAAGACCAUUGGUGCCAAAUGCUGCAUCUAUCAUCGACGAGAAGAAACUAGACAUUGUUGAAGUUCCACAGUUGAAGGCUGUAUUCUCAUUGAAGAAAUCAACACGGAGCCAGAAAAUCACAUGUUGUUCAACGCAAACAAAAUUCGGGAAGAAUUGCCUGUAUGUCACCAAAGACUUCGAUUGGUUUGAUGUUGGCUACGCUAUUGGUGAGCUGAUUCUUGAACGCUGCCAGCUCGAAGAUGCUUUCUUCAUCAGCUCGCUUCUCGAAGCGCCUCUAGAGCAACUCCGAGCACGAGGAUUUCCGGUGGAUCGCAUCAUUCACCCCGAACCGCCUCCUGAACCGGAGCCCAAACCAGAGCAAGCAGUGCCUCAAGCAACUGCUUCAAAUGCCGCAACUGGGACCACUAGGAAUCAGACAAGGGCUCCCGAUGGAGGAGGUGUUUCUACAGAUGGAGUAUCGCCUUCGCCGCCUAAUAUUAGUCGUGGAGAAGAGAAAGUGGAAAGCUCUGAGGCAAAGAAAGAAGUACAAGGUUCUUUGGAAGAUUAUGUCGCAGUCCUGAAGAAUAUAUUCCCUGGCGUUGAUGAAGAAUACAUUCGAAAGCGGCUUGGUGACGAACCGACAAUGGAAGAUGUGCGUGAUUUAGCAGAAGAAAUGACAAACAGCGGUUAUCCAAAGGAAAUGAAGCAAGAAAUGCCAAAGCCGCCGAAAGAAGAGCCUCGGAAAUCUAAAAUCUUUGGUUCCAAAAAGCUGGGUCGCGCAGUCAAUGGACUAAUGGGCAGCGGCCUUGCUGGUAUGAAUACAAGCUCUUCAAAUUUAGGCAAGCAACAGCAAGGCGUCACGGCGGCUCCUCCGCCAGCAUUUGGUCGUGAUAGCAAUUCUGUAAAGUCGCCCGAGAUGGACGCUCUCGCACAUCAUUCUAUGGAAAAACAACUCGAACAAAGAAUCAAACAGUCAACAAACAUUGAUGGUGGCGGUUUUAGCUCGGAAGAUCGAGUUCAGGACAUUCCACAAGGAAUGGAUCAUGAUGAGUGUUGCGAACUUGUUCCAGGUCACGAUUUGAAGCCAUUCGCUAAUCUAGUGACUGGGAAAUCCGACACCCACAAUGGGAUCAAGAUUUUCUUUGCACGGAAAGACAAGGACUCUGAAAGCUUUGUGCGCUCGCAUAUGGAUGCGGUCGAGAGUUUUGCCGUUGUACUAGAGCGCUUGAGUGACAUCUAUGGUAUCAAGCUCAAUUCGGUGGCAAUAUAUCAUGACUCAGUUGGCAACUCCAUCGCUUUCAAUGCAAACCGAGCACUAUAUUUCAAUCUUCAUUUCUUCUGUGCUUUGCAUUAUGGGGAGAACGGAAGCCCCAAUAGCGAAUGCUAUUCAUACUGGUUUGUGACUUUUGCACAUGAGCUGGCUCAUCAUUUUGUUUCUGCACACAACCGAGCUCACGCAUUCUACACAGAGAGCUAUUGUACUAUGUAUUUUCCAAAGCUGCUGACCAUGCUUUCAAGAGCCUAG
Molecule: messenger RNA, 5430 nt
Organism: Cylindrotheca closterium
Lineage: Eukaryota; Bacillariophyta; Bacillariophyceae; Bacillariales; Bacillariaceae
Source: the annotation of a GenBank genome assembly